AAUCUCAAAUAGAUAUCAGAUGUCAGUAUCGUAGGAACAAAAGAUUUCCUCUACUUCCACUCUUAAAGAUGAUUAAAAUCUCUAAAGAAAGCAGAGUCAUUUAUAAAAUUUUCUAAGGAGAAAUGAUUUAAAAUCGAUUAUAAGAAUUUUACAAACUGAUAAAAAGUCAAGGUUAAGGCAUUCUCCUUAUUUUUAGAACUAAUUAUCCAAAGCUGAAAUACCUAAACUAAAUAUAUCAUGUUGGUCAAAAUUUAUGCAUAAGAGGUGAUAAUAGAUCUGUCUAUGUGGCCAAGCUCAUUAAGAUUGUGAAACUAAUGGAUCAAGAGAAUAACUGCAUACCGUUUAUAAAAGUAUAGUGGUUUUAUAGGAAAACUGAAUUGAUAGGGUUAUAAAAGGAUCAUUUAGAUUGUAUAUCUGAAAAUGAGGUUUUUAAGACUAAUGAAUUCGAUUAUAUAGAAAUUGAAAGCAUUAUUGGAUUAGCUAUCAUUUUAAGUUAUGAAGAAUAUGAUCAUAUAGAAGAGCUAAAUGAUAAUAUAUUUUUUAUGAGAGCUUCAUAUAUUAAUGAAAAGUUAUUGCCACCUUUUGAAUAAUGGAAAAAGAUUUGUGUCUGUAAAAGACCUGCAAAUCCAGAUUUAAAGUACUUAUAUUAUAUUAUACUAUAUUAGGUAUGUAUUUUGUGAGAUAUGUAAGUAAUGGAUUCAUCUGAAAUGUAUUGGACUUAGUUAGGAUUAAGCAAAGAGAUUAUAAAAAUAUAUAUGUCCAGAAUGUAAAAAAAACUGA
This is a messenger RNA of Paramecium sonneborni, 780 nucleotides long. The record is from the annotation of a GenBank genome assembly. NCBI's taxonomy places the organism in Eukaryota, Ciliophora, Oligohymenophorea, Peniculida, Parameciidae.